Molecule: messenger RNA, 3481 nt
Organism: Anguilla rostrata (American eel)
Lineage: Eukaryota; Metazoa; Chordata; Actinopteri; Anguilliformes; Anguillidae
Gene: epb41l4b
Product: erythrocyte membrane protein band 4.1 like 4B
Exons: 23
Coding region: 598-2904 (768 amino acids)
Cellular component (GO): cytoskeleton
Molecular function (GO): cytoskeletal protein binding
Source: RefSeq, a predicted model, not a curated record
AAGUUGCUCUGAUUCCAGUGUUUGUUUUACGCAGGCGCAAAGCAUGCUGUUUGUCCAGUUACUCUGGUUGACUUACCUGUGAGGUGCAUCAGUUUCGGUUGAGACCGAAGGAAAGAAAAUACGAACCAGCACACGAACGUAUGUAUGACUGAAACCUGCCCGCUCCCGAAUUGCGGGACCUUAUUUUGGGGUGAAACAAGACUGGGGGGAAUAGAUCGCUCGAAUCGCCGCACUGAGAUUAUCAAUCAGUGUCACAGCAGCCAGCGGCAGGUGCGGAGAAUUUCAGUCAACUUGCAAAGGAAUUCUCACCACAUACUUUUUACGAAUGGCGGUUGAAUAUUAGGAAAAAAACUUGGUUGCUGAAGACGGGAGUUUUGGAAUAUUAGUGUUUCUUUCUCGAUCGUGUCUUAGCGAACACGCCACAGUAUUACUGCUUUUCGGUGUCACGGUGAAGUGUCAACGUAACAGCUGUGUUACUUCCUCUUAAGGUGUUGCCAGUGAGGAUUUAACUGAUAUCUGGUCCUGGUUCGCUUUCGUUAAGUAUUGCGGACUCCGGUCUUGUGGAAAGACGGUACAAAAAAAACAGUAAACAAAAAAAUGAUGGGUUUUCUGCGACGGACAUUCAGCAGACGGUCAAUGAGACGAUUUCACAUGUCGGACGAGCGAGACGGGAGAGGCGGAGGUUUCUCCGCACUACAAGCACACCAACAGCAGGUCGUUCAUGCCCCCGCCGUGGUGACCGGAGGAGCGGUGGUACAUAUUCCCGCUGCGGGAAACGCCAAGUCCAUAAUAACCUGCAGAGUUCUGCUGCUGGACGGAUCGGAUGUCAACGUAGAUCUCCCGAGGAAAGCUAAAGGCCAGGACCUGUUUGACCAGAUCAUGUUCCACCUGGACCUUGUGGAAGCGGACUAUUUCGGGCUGCAGUUCAUGGAUCUGGAGCAAAUUUCUCACUGGCUGGAUGGCACCAAACCAAUCAAAAAACAAAUAAAAAAUGGCCCUCCUUACACAUUAUACUUCAGAGUGAAGUUUUACUCUUCAGAGCCUAAUAACCUGCAUGAGGAGUUCACCAGGUACUUGUUUGUAUUGCAGCUCAGACAGGACAUUCUCUCUGGAAAGUUAAAAUGCCCGUAUGAUGUUUCUGUUGAAUUGGGUGCCUAUUGCUUACAAAGUGAACUGGGGGACUGUGACCCCUCAGAGCACUCUCCAGAGCUGGUGUCCGAGUUCCGCUUCACCCCCAAGCAGACCGAAACCAUGGAGGCCGCCAUCUUCCAGAAGUGGGUGGAGUGCAGGGGGAAAAUUCCUGCUCAAGCAGAAAUGAGCUUUCUGAACAAGUGCAAGUGGUUGGAAAUGUAUGGUGUGGACAUGCACUUCGUAAAGGGCAGGGAUGGGUGUGAGUAUGCUUUGGGCCUCACCCCUACUGGAAUCCUGGUGUUCGAAGGUUCUAAUAAAAUUGGCCUCUUCUUCUGGCCAAAAAUCACAAGGAUGGACUUUAAAAAAAGCAGACUGACUCUGGUUGUUGUUGAGGAUGAUGAUCAGGGCCGAGAACAGGAGCACACGUUUGUUUUCCGGCUGGACAGCGCGAAGACCUGCAAGCACCUGUGGAAAAGCGCAGUGGAGAGCCACGCCUUCUUCCGCCUGCGCCAGCCCACGCAGGUGAAGCCCCGGCGCAACGACCUCAUCCAGCUGGGCUCACGCUUCCGCUUCAGUGGAAGAACAGAGUACCAGGCCACGCACGUGAACCGGCUCCGGAGGGCCAGCACGUUUGAGCGGAGGCCAAGUAAACGGUAUCCCUCACGAAGGCAUUCCCUGGGAAAAGUACCUUCCACAUUUCCCCUGACUUCAGCUGUAAAUCCUGCGAAACCAGCACUUUUAAGCGCUCAGACUAGUCCUGACCCCGGCCUCUACCCGUACAAGCAGAACAUCCCAAUCACCCACGAGCCAUGGCACCCGCCCCACGCCAGCCUUGGACACCCUAAGUACCCUCCUCAUCCCGGACACACGCCUCCCCUUAGCUGCCCAUUAAGCACAGGAGCUGUGCAGCUGCAGCAGUUCAGUCUGGAGGAGAACGAGGUCGUGCCCUUCUCUGGGAAGGCUGGCCGGCGAUGCCUUCAUCACCACAGCGGGUAUGACUGCCCAGACCCGUGCAGUCUGCAGAACUCGCACAAGCUAAGAGCUGUGACUGCCUACCAGCCAGAGGAACCAGACAGGUUUGGGAAACAGGAGCUGGAAUCCAACAGAAUGGCUGUGCCCUGGCCCUCCCUGCACAUCAACAUGGACACCAGAACGGAGGAGAAGCCGCUGAGUGAGAAGGGCCUGCGGUCUCCGGUCUGCCCUGCCGGCCGGCCAGACCAUCUCAAAUGCAACAUCCUGAAGGCCCAGAUGGACGCCGCCUUUCGGGGGAGGAAGGAAGAGGCUUUGGACUUCCGGCACUCUUCAAGCAGCCAGGAGCACAAUGGCAGGUUUCCUUCUUCGUCCCAGGAUUCAGUUUCUUCCAGUUUGACGACAGAGAGGCCAUCUGUCAGACCAGACCGUAGAAAAAGACUGGUCAGGCAAUUCAGUUUUAACCAUAGUGAUGAAGAUGAUCUCCCUGAAGCACUUGCAGCCAUAUCGUCCCAAAGCAGUACUGGCCGGACCACCUCUGAGAGCUCCUUAGACAAGCAGAUCCAGCCACCCAUAUACCCCAAGGCUGACCUUCCCAUGUUAGAGGUAGAAGUGAAGUGCUGUGACCACACCCUGUCUCCGUCUAAACCCCCCACUUUCUCUCAGCCACCUGCACCCCCACUGCUGUCCUGCCAAACACCUCUCAAAAACAGGAUGUGUGCAUGGAGGUGUGAAGUCGUUUCGUGCGGGCUGUGUGCUGCAGUGCUGAGGCUCGGGGGCUGGACCAGGACAGGGAGAAGCUGAUGAGAAGACUCCUGAUGACUGAGCUGUGACAUGGAGCACCUGCAGGAGAGCAGCUGGGCUCAGUGUGCCUUCUGCAUGCCCGUGGAUGCUGGGCGCUGCCCACACACUCACCGCUUCGUGACCGCACCAUAACAAAGACACUUUUGAUAGUCACAACGUACAUCUUAGGAUUUUGACAAGUUAUAUAAUGUUGCCCUAAAUCUCUAAUGACAAAUUUAAACAUUUCAGAAUUCCAUACAAUUCCAUAUUUGCAGAAGGCCUCAAUGUGAAUGAAAGUAUUGUCCGUCUUUCAAAAUUUCCAUUAAGAAAUGUUAAAUUACUUUCAACAUGGUAAAAACGCAUAUUGAUCAUCUCUGCUUGGAUGGUUGGAGUCAUAGGGUCUGUUUUUUGUGUCAGAUCCACACAGACACGCUGAUGCUUACAGCGGGCUGUAUUUGUACCACUUGAGUGAUUUAGUAACUGUUUUAAUAAAAUUUAAUCCAAUAUUCGAACUACCCAUACUUAAGAAAUAUUGUAAACAUUCUCUUGUUCAGAAUUCAGAAAUAAACUCAUGAAUGUAACUGUUGGACAAUGUUAA